AUGUACCGAGCAAAGUUCCAGCACCCUCACCCGGGCCAACUCAACUUCGACGAGUUCGUCGCCGAAGACGUGCUGAAAAUCCAAAACAACAAUCUCACGUCCAAUUUACUCGUUAGCCCAGGAACAGAAAAAGCACAAGCAGAUUGGAGCGAACUCAUGAAUGGAAAUGACCAGGCUUUUAUGGAUUUGAACAUCACAGAAGAUGAUUCAUUUUCGACGAUAUUUGAUGAUGUUAUACAAAUACCGAAUGCAAUUCUUAACACAAACACAAAUGAGAAGCAACAAGAUGUGAUUGGCUGGAGUCAAAAUACCACAGCAAAUUCGAUUAACUCGUUUAGUAAUCCGUUCACAAAUAUCUCUGAGAGUUCAUUGAACGUCGACGACUCCAACCUCAUCUCUACUCCUCAAAUUAAUAAUAGUCCCAAAUUUUCGACAGAAGAUGCUCCAUUUGACAUUGAAGUUGCAGCCAAUUCGCCAAACACUAAUUUGGCCACCCUCAAACCCUCCAAGAAACGAUUAUUAAGUCCUCUUGUUCAGCCGAAAGAACCGCACUCUCUCACCACCGACUCCAACUCCAUCCCCUCAGCCGCUUCUCUUCCUCCGAAAAAGAAACGUCGCCCCCGCGCCAAGAAGAUUCUCACCCCUGCGGAGAUUCUCCGGGCUCGCGAAAAAUACCUCGAGAAAAAUCGACGCGCAGCACGAAAAUGUCGACUUAAGAAGAAAGCCGAGAUGACCGCUGACCAAGAAAGAUACGAGUGUUGUGUUGCCGAAAUCAAUGCUACGAAAACUAAGCUGUUGGAAAGUCGGAGGGAACUGCUGAACUUGAUUGAAAUUUGUAAGGGAAUGGUAAGGGAGGGAUGCGGUGAUGUGACCAUUAAAAAAUUUGUGGCGAAUUGGGAGAGAAGAGAAGAGGCUUACAGGGGAAUGCUUGAGAGCGCGGAUGUGGGAGUUGAGGCUUGGAAGUUGAUCGAGAAGUGUAGGAGUGCAAGAUUAGGAGAGGGAGCCUUGGGGGAUGCCGUGGAUCUGGAGGGAGAAGGGAAAGGGCUUGUAUGUUGUGUAAAUCUCUGGGAGGCGGGAAAUGGCUGUGAAGUUGGGAACGAAGCGAACAUCGAACAGGUAGAUUGCGAUAUGGAUCCCGGAACGACACUCAAAUUUGAAAAUCAAAGCUACAGUGCUUCGGCAAAUAUGGGAUGUGAUGAAUCGACUUCGUUCAGUUCUCUUCAAUCCUCACCUCUAGUACAGCAAACACAGUUGUACGAACAACAAAUAAAUCAGCAGCACCGACCGCCAGAUCUGAAGUGGCAUGAAAUGAUCACCUCCUUACAACAAAGCUAUGCUCUUGAUCCUAUUGCAGCUUUUCCAAACCACAAUGAGAACGGGAAGUUUCUUUUCCAGAAGCUCUUAAAUCAAAUCAAUAGAUCAAGGAGUACCCCUGUACCUAUGAAUACUCUGAUCUCACCCUUGUACCAAGAGCAAGAACAAGACAUUGUUCCUACAGAAGAAUCAUCCGUAUCUGUACCAGUUGAUUCCGCCUCUACAUCACCUCUGAAUCAUCCAGCUCAAGUCCAAACUCUGCCACGACCACUAGUUCCCCAUCUACAACGACGACCAAACUGCUACAUAACAACAUCAGGAAUACGUCAACAAAGCUUCGAUAGCGGCUAUGGAUCCUUUUCCUCCGCAUCAUCUUCUCAGAAGAACUCAGCGCCUCCUUCUCAAACCUCAGAUAUCAAUGCGAAUUGUUGGUCUCCAGAUUUAGCUCCUGCAUGCAUUGGCAGUGUAAAUAUAGUUGACAUCCAGUCACCGCUACUUUCCGAUCAAGUAACCGACACGUGUCUGGAUUUCAUACCUGAGAGCCAAAUGGGGAUCGAGAACGGAAAGGAUCUUCUACCUCUAAACUCGACCGCGAACUUAGUUCCAAAUUAA
This is a messenger RNA of Botrytis fragariae, 1926 nucleotides long. Its product is annotated as putative transcription factor sequence protein. Gene Ontology annotation, biological process: regulation of DNA-templated transcription. The record is from RefSeq and is a predicted model, not a curated record. NCBI's taxonomy places the organism in Eukaryota, Fungi, Ascomycota, Leotiomycetes, Helotiales, Sclerotiniaceae. Gene Ontology annotation, molecular function: DNA-binding transcription factor activity. The transcript has 2 exons. The coding region runs from base 1 to 1926 and encodes 641 amino acids.